AUUAUGCAACCGAAAGUUUAUUAAUUCUAUUGAAAUUGCGAAACUCCGCCUCUUCCGUAUGCACAAUUGCGCCACAACCUCUUAGGCAAUCACAUGAAAAUUGACUCUUCGUCGAUCUUCGGAAGAAAGUCAAUCGAAGAGCAAUGAUGUCCAAUUCACAUAAAAUGAGGCCUUUUCUUGUUGCAUUCUUAAGAAACCACCCACCUGUCCUUCAGUCGGUCUUGUCAUCACUCAAAGUAUCACCAUUCCUGCUCAGACAAAUCCUCUACGAUGCAGGUUCGAACCAUCUACGCUCUUGUUGCUUUAGCUGUCCUCAACCUUGUUCAGUGUGUUUCGUUGAACAAGCGUGUGCAAUCCAAUGCGCCCGGCUGGGAUCCACGAUCGACACCAUUCCCUCCCGUUCGCAGAGUAGAUGCUGUGUUCCAAUAUCGCUCUGAAGCGGCAAAAGGCAAUGUUUCAGUCCCCGAUCCAUACAAUUGGUUUGAGAAAUCCGAUGCAAGUGACUUUAUCCAAGCGCAACUUGCAUUCACUAAGACGUAUCUGAACAAAUUGGAAGAUUUGGAUGCAAUGCGCUCUGCCAUCUCUGCAGCAAACUUUCCCAAAUUUCGUCCACCAAUCGCUUCUGGACCAAAGGAUGAUCCUACAUACGUGUAUUAUUUCAAUGAGGGUGGCUAUUCACUAGGCUAUCUGUAUGUUGCCAAACAAAAAGAUCUUGAUGAAGCAGCAAAAACGCAUUAUGCAACUUUUCCUGGAAACGUUUUGAUUGAUGAAAGUCUAUUAAACGGUGAACUUCUUUGGCUUCAACAACUUUCACCUGAUGGAACAAAACUCUUGUAUACAACAGUUGAUGCAAAAACGUAUGGCAACCAAAAAUUAUUCGUCCGAGAUGUUUCUUCGCCUUUGAUAGAUAAAAGUAAACCAGCGCAAGAGGGUGGUUAUGAUCGUCAUCCUGACAAGAUCACUGAUUUCCAAAUUGGUACCGAAACAUGGUCAGGCGACAGUAAAAGUUUCUUUUAUACGGCAAGCGAUACCUCAAUCAAAUACCACGUCUUGGGCACAGAUGCAAAGGAUGAUAUCGUCGUCGUUCAGCCAAAUAAGGAUAACAAUGGUGGUUGGUGGGUUGAAUUGAGUGAUGAUCAAAAGUUCCUAUUGCUUUCUGGUCAAUCGGACAUUUUUGAUGGUAGUCGAUUUUAUGUGGCUGCUCUUGAUCAAGAAAUUUCAGCUUCGAUGAAUUGGCUCUGCAUUGCGCCUGAUUAUACCUUUGAUUGGGAUUAUGCAACAAACGUUGGCAAUGACUUUUAUUUCAGAACAACAAAAGAUGCUCCAAAUCAACAGAUCGUCCGCUUCGCCCUUGACUUUACAAAAGCUGCCAAGACUGAUAAUGGCUUCAACACUUUCACUCAUGGUGCUGAUUUUGUUGUUGUUAUUCCUCAAAGGACAGAUGCAAAUCUAGCGCAUUACAUCACGUAUGAUAACGAUAAGAUUCUUGCUACUUACGAGAAGAAUGAUGUGUCGGAGUUCACUGCAUACAGUCUAAAGACAGGAGUCAGCCUUCAAUCCUUAGAUUUGGGUAUCUUGUCUACUUCCACCGAAACACAUGGAUACCCUCCUGGCAUAGACGUUUACAUGCAGGCUUCGUCCUUGAAUACGCCUGCUCAACUUUACCACCUGAGAUGGAACCGUGGAACAAGCAAGUUCACAUCUGAACUCGUUUACCAACAAAAGAAUAAAGCAAUAGACCCAGCAAAGUAUACUGUAGAACGUCAAUGGGUUUCAAGCAAGUCAGGUGACGUCAAGAUCCCAAUCUUUGUUCUUUAUCGUAAAGGCUUGAAGCUUGAUGGCACGCAUCCUGUGAUCAUCAACUUUUAUGGUGCCUAUGGAUACAUCCUCGAAUCUUCUUACGAUCCUCAGCAUAUGGCAUUUGUGCGUAGUUACGAUGCAGUGUAUAUUCUCGCGGCACCACGUGGUGGUGGGGAGUCAGGUGAUGAUUGGCAUAAAGCAGGUCAAUUGCAAAACAAACAAAACACGUUUGAAGACAUCAUCUCUGUUGCUCAAUUUGCUAUUGAUCAGAAAUGGACAAGUCCAGGAAAAGUGAUCCUCGAUGUUGAAUCAGCAGGGGCUUCUGCAGCUGCAGCCAUUGUUAAUCAGGCACCCGAGGGAUUGUUUGGUGCUUUCAUUGGAACACGUGGGUUGUAUGACAUGUUGCGGUCCGAUCAAUCGUCAAAUAAAGUUGCUCGGGCUCUCGAAUAUGGUUCACCUUCCGAUCCUAAAGCUUUCGAUUGGUUGCGCAAAUAUUCACCAUUACAAAAUAUUGAUCCUAAAAAAGCAUAUCCUACCAUUCUCCUCUACCCUCCCCAAGGUGACGGAGGCAACGGUGGCGAGCCUUGGCACACUUACAAGUAUGUCUCUGAGCUGCAACAUGAUUUACCCAACAAUCCAAGCCCGAUCUUAUUAGGUAAUGGCACUGAUACGCAAGACGAACGUAGCGCAACUGCCUUUGCCCUGGCCGCGCAUACAAUCGGCCUCAAGUUGGUGAAAUGAUUCAUAAAGAAAUGUUUAAUCAUGAAAUGCCAUC
Molecule: messenger RNA, 2575 nt
Organism: Meira miltonrushii
Lineage: Eukaryota; Fungi; Basidiomycota; Exobasidiomycetes; Exobasidiales; Brachybasidiaceae
Product: alpha/beta-hydrolase
Exons: 1
Coding region: 271-2541 (756 amino acids)
Biological process (GO): proteolysis
Cellular component (GO): cytosol
Molecular function (GO): serine-type endopeptidase activity; oligopeptidase activity
Source: RefSeq, a predicted model, not a curated record